Molecule: messenger RNA, 1542 nt
Organism: Peromyscus leucopus (white-footed mouse)
Lineage: Eukaryota; Metazoa; Chordata; Mammalia; Rodentia; Cricetidae
Gene: Prickle4
Product: prickle planar cell polarity protein 4
Exons: 8
Coding region: 98-1411 (437 amino acids)
Molecular function (GO): zinc ion binding
Source: RefSeq, a predicted model, not a curated record
UUGCACUUGGCCACUCUGAGACCCCUGCCGGAGAGUCUUGAGUCCCCACUCCUAAACCAGCAGCUAGACAGGGACCCCAAGCGAACGCGACAGUUCCAUGCAAACUAGAACUAACCUGGAAGAGAGUACAAGCCCCCUUCUGGGGCCCCAGGAACCGCCCCCUCCCUUGUUUCAUGGAGCUGAAACAGUGCUGCUGAGGGGUGUGGCUGUCCCUACCCCGAGUGUGGACAGUCCAUCCCGGCCACCUUCCACAGGAAACCUGACCUGGGGGACCAACGGGAAGGAAGCAGGCAGACCGCCACCAAUGUCAGUUCGGAAUUCUGACUGGUCCCUCCAACAGGACAGCCCUAUGUUCAGGGAGCCAAACCCACCAGUCAACCCAGACGGUGCCUCAGGCCACCAGCCAGUGGAGGGCUAUGAGGAAACCUCUGUUCAGGCCCCUCCAGGCUCAAGCCUGGGCCCGCCUUGCCUGGAUGUCAACCAAGCCUCAAACUGGCCUGGGUUUCGGACCCUGCUUCAGCAGCUUCCUCCACAGGACAGUGAUGAGCGCUACUGUCUGGCCCUAGGGGAGGAGGAACUGGCCCAACUGCGACUCUUCUGUGCCCAGCGGAAGCAGAAAUCCCUAGGGCAGGGGGUGGCCCGCCUGCUCCCUCCCAAGCUUGGAGGACGCACCUGUGAGAAGUGCAAGAAGCUGCUGAAUCCAGGAGAGUACGGGGUGUUUGCGGCCAGGGCUGGUGAGCGGAGCUGCUGGCACAGACCUUGUUUUGCUUGCCAGGCCUGUGGUCAGGCCCUGAUAAACCUCAUCUACUUUUACCACGAUGGGCAUCUCUACUGUGGCCGCCAUCAUGCAGAGCUGUUGCGACCUCGAUGUCCUGCUUGUGACCAGCUGAUCUUCUCUCAGCGCUGCACGGAGGCCGAGGGACGGCGCUGGCACGAGAACCACUUCUGCUGCCAAGACUGCGCCGGGCCUCUGGGUGCAGGACGUUAUGCCCUGCCCGGGGGCAGUCCCUGCUGCCCCAGCUGCUUCGCGAGCCGCUACCAGAGUGCAGCAGGCUCUAGCUCAGUGGGGGCACUGGAAGGGCAGGCGUCCCUUGGGGAAACAAGACCCGAUCCAAGCAUCGGCUGGAACUGUGCCUCCUCGGAUGACAAAAUCACCUCCCGAGCUGCGCUUCCCUCCACAGUCGCCAGCCCCACCCUAGAAACCCCGAGCGGGGCGUCCGAAAGGCAGGGCCGCCCACAGACGCCCAGAAACCCCAGAGAGGACAGCCCCUGCCCCACCUGCUCCUCUUCCUCUGAGUCGGAACCCGAAGGUUUUUUCUUCGGCCAGCGCCUUCCAGGUCCCUGGAAGACCCCGGGAAACCUCCAGGCAGAUGACAGAGACAUCUCCAGGAAGCACUGCACCGUUUGUUAGAGAUCUGGGUAGUGGGGUGGGGGACCUGUGAAGCAGGAUAACAAGACUGUGCUGUGUAAAAGACCCGAGACUGAAGGCAGGCACGCGGGACAGUCCCAUCCACACUGCACGCUCUCUAACCUGAAGAAAAC